AUGACGUGUGUUACUGCUUUUAUCCCGCUCAGAGGAAACCAGGUGACUGAGUCUUUCAGAGUCUAUCUUGACCGUUUGGUUGCUAAGGACAUGCACUUCCACAUCUAUGUUGAUCAGCGUCAGACGCGACCAUUUGACGAGAUAGUGUUAUACUCUGGAUGGUUGCCCUACAAAUCGCAUCUCACUGCCCCACAUCUAUCCGAGUGCGUCAUGCGGAAGUUCGGCUACACUCAAAUCAUUCUCAGACACCCUAUUGUCUAUGCACCUCUUGCCUUGAUACGUAGACAUAUAAAGGACAUGUUUGAUGAUUAUGACAGUCAUAUGAUACCGGAGACGGCAUGGGCUACCAUAGCUGAGAGCGACUGGAGCUACGUCGACGGGUACAUCAGAUGGUUCUUUAGGGUGUCACAUCCAUAUAUGGUGCAUGCUGCUCCAGGAGAUACGCCGAGACUAGUUCAUCAGGAUAUACUUGAGGAGGAGCAAGCACAAUUAUGUCAUGUUGAGGAUGUCUCGCCUAUGUAUUGUAGCAUAGUGGAGAUUACGCGUACAUACAUUGACAGAGGUAUCUUCUCUGAUGGGUCUAAUGUAAGGCAGGUCCUAGAUGCCAUCAUAACGGAGGCACGAGGGGCAUUGUUGUAUCAGAGACAUCGUUGGAGGACAGAGGGAUUGAUGGCUGAGAGGUAG
Messenger RNA from Lathyrus oleraceus (garden pea), 684 nucleotides. RefSeq lists its product as uncharacterized. Lineage: Eukaryota; Viridiplantae; Streptophyta; Magnoliopsida; Fabales; Fabaceae. The record is from RefSeq and is a predicted model, not a curated record. The coding region runs from base 1 to 684 and encodes 227 amino acids. The transcript has a single exon.